Molecule: messenger RNA, 855 nt
Organism: Exophiala oligosperma
Lineage: Eukaryota; Fungi; Ascomycota; Eurotiomycetes; Chaetothyriales; Herpotrichiellaceae
Product: diphthine synthase
Exons: 2
Coding region: 1-855 (284 amino acids)
Biological process (GO): protein histidyl modification to diphthamide
Molecular function (GO): diphthine synthase activity
Source: RefSeq, a predicted model, not a curated record
AUGUUGUACCUGGUAGGGCUCGGCCUGGCCGAUGAAACAGACAUCACAGUCAAAGGCCUGGAGGUCGUGAAGCGCGCAGAACGUGUGUAUCUCGAAGCCUACACGAGCAUUCUCCAUGUUGGCAAAGAAAAACUUGAGUCAUUCUACGGUAGACCCGUCAUUGUUGCAGAUCGUGAGAUGGUUGAAUCGUCUAGCGAUGAAAUCCUCUCCGGCGCAGACAAAUCUGACAUAGCAUUCCUUGUCGUCGGCGACCCAUUUGGUGCUACUACUCAUACUGAUAUCGUCCUCCGAGCCAAAGAGCUUGCGGUUCCAACCAAGUCGAUCCCGAAUGCCUCUAUCUUGAAUGCGGUUGGCGCUACGGGACUGCAACUGUACAAUUUUGGUCAGACAGUAUCCAUGGUGUUCUUUACCGACAACUGGAGACCUGCUAGUUUUUAUGAUCGGCUGCGAGAAAACGCCUCGAUAGGGCUACAUACGCUACUACUACUGGACAUCAAGGUCAAGGAACAAUCAUUAGAAAAUAUGGCAAGAGGAAGAAAAAUAUACGAGCCACCACGGUACAUGACUGUGUCGCAGUGUGCUCAACAGAUGCUAGAGAUCGAAGCCGAGAAGGGCGAAAAGGUGUACGACGAAGACAGCCUUGCUAUUGGUUGCGCUCGUGUUGGUGCAGAUGACCAGAAGUUCGCCUGUGGAACAUUGAAAGAACUGUCUGGUAUUGAACUUGGCCCUCCUCUGCACAGUGUUGUGCUGCUGGGUAAAAGGGCACAUGAACUCGAAAGAGACUACAUCAGAUUGUUCGCCAUCAACGAGCAAACGUUUGAUGCCAGCUGGAAGAAAUACCACGAAAGGCAAUAA